Plasmopara halstedii is the source of this 4203-nucleotide messenger RNA. RefSeq names its product p-type atpase (p-atpase) superfamily. Gene Ontology annotation, molecular function: ATP binding; P-type transmembrane transporter activity; ATP hydrolysis activity. The record is from RefSeq and is a predicted model, not a curated record. The transcript has a single exon. Gene Ontology annotation, cellular component: membrane. NCBI's taxonomy places the organism in Eukaryota, Oomycota, Peronosporomycetes, Peronosporales, Peronosporaceae. Bases 1 to 4203 code for a protein of 1400 amino acids.
AUGUGCUCGAGUUUGAAGCUUCUGUUAGCGCUUGUAAUCUCCAUAUUUGCGCCUGCUCAAGUGCGAGCUGCAGCAGCCAACCAAAUGGACUUUGCUGCUUGUCCAGUUCGGCAUACUCCUGAAUAUUACUGUUGUGAAUACUCAGACUUGACCAAGGUGCUAUACACGAAAUACAACCGACCGUCGGGUGGAGACUAUGAAUCAUACUACGUUGAUGGCUGGAAACAGCAGCGCCAAGUCAAUUUUCCGUACACAAUGUACCACCCAAGCACGCCAAAGUUUUUUUAUGAUGAUCCAAGUACUAUUUGUCGUGUACAGGCUGUAAUUGACCCGAAGACGGUCAUGUUGAUGGAAAAACUACAGUGUGCUGACACCAAUGUAUCGUUAGAAUUGGCUUCUCAAGACAGCUCAGUUUUUUGGACGUACGCUACUAAUGUACGCAACAACAACGCGACAUUUCCACUUGGUGCGACUUGUUACAGUAUCAUGCUGAGUGACGGCUCGGUCGACUCGGAUCUGUUAGACGAAUGUACAACCAUGACAUUGACUGUUGAGCCUCGAUUCACUACGUUUACGGAAGCACCUUUGAUUACCAUCUACUUUCUUUACAUUGCUUUCUUUGUCAUUCUCGGUAGUUGGGUAGUCUACAAAAAUCUCAUGCAGAGCUCUACCAAAUCGUUGGAUGAGAUGAAGAAAAAGUUGCUCAGCAUAUCUCCAAUACCUUUGAGAUGUGUUGCGGAGAAUACUGUCGACCAUCACACAAAUGUGCGAACGUCGGACACUCGCUUGCAAUCCAACGAUGUUGAAGAUAUUCUCCAAACGGGGUUUACCAAGUCGUAUAUUGGCAACUUCGUCUUUGGCUGUGCAGUGGUUGCGUCACUUGGGUUAAACGUGCUCUUAAUUAUAAUCAUCUGUGAUUACUACGGUGACUUUAGCCCUCCACUUUUUGACACGACAGAGGACAAUGCUCUUGUGUUUAUUAUCAUCUGGAUCGUCACCGCCAUGUGGUUUGUAACCAUAGUGGCAAUGCAAGACCAUAUCUCCAACUUUUUUCGUCUUCGUGUGCCACUUAACCGAUGCGAGUUUGUACACAUGAUUAAACGAGACGAAACUACGGUAUUGCUUGCUGAUCGAUCUGGCGUGUCGGACUUCGUUGCAAGAGUUGAGAGCUUUUUUGCUUCCAAGGAUAAAAUAAAGGGAUAUUGUGAAACAGUGGUGGUUGCUGAGGUUGAUGGCCUUCGUUUCAUCGAAUUUCAACAUCUUCGGUACGUGUUCGACGAGACUAUGCAGCAUUUUGUACCCGGCACAGUCGCACUCGGACAUACUUACGAUCAGAUGCAUUUAGAAGCCGGUGGACUUUCCGAAGCUGAAGCAAAAUACCGCUACAACACUGUCGGAUCCAAUUCUGUCGACGUUACAAUGCCGUCGCUAUUCGUCUCAAUAGCACAUGAAUUUUUUACGCUGUUUUACAUUUACCAGAUCAUGUGCUACUAUGUCUGGUACUAUUUCACAUACUGGAACAUGGGUAUCGUCAUGACUGUUGUCGUUCUCGGUGCUGCUGUAGUUAAUAUCCACACGCAACGUCAAAUUCAGUCAUCAAUAGUCUCAAUGACACGAUAUUAUACAGACAUGGCGGUGCUUCGCAAUGGAGAUUGGCGAGUUUUGUCGUCGCGUGAAAUUGUACCUGGUGAUCUAGUAAAAGUUUCUGAAAAUUGGAUUGUACCAUGUGAUAUGGCCAUCGUCAAGGGUACAACAGUGUGCGAUGAGUCGAUGUUGACUGGCGAAUCAAUGCCUGUGCAGAAGUUUCCGAUUCCAGAAAGUAGCUCGGAAGUGUAUGAUCCUGAAAAGGGCAGCAAGAAGCACACAUUGUUUGCUGGUACCCGCGUGUUAUCUUCGGGUCGUCAUGAAGAGAUUAUGGCCCUUGUGCAGACUACUGGUGCACAAACGACAAAGGGCCAAUUGAUCCAGUCGAUUUUGUUUCCGAUUCCAAUGCGUUUCAAGUACAAUGAGCAUCUAAAGAUGUUGAUCGUCAUUUUGUUCGUCUACGCCGUCAUCGCUUGUAUUCUUGUUGUCAAUUUUUUACUGAGCAACGGAAAGCUUAGCAACCGAUAUGCUGCUUUCUGCUACGCAAUCUUUGUCCUCUCAGGCGUGGUCAGCCCACUACUCCCAGUUGUUAUCACAGUUGGUCAGAGGAAUGCCUCACAACGACUUGAAAAAUUGGGUGUGUUCUCCCUUAAUGUCCAACGUAUCACACUCUGUGGUAAAGUGCGUAUUUUUUGCUUUGAUAAGACUGGUACACUCACUAAACAAGGACUAGACUUUCUUGGUGUACAGCCGGUUACGAAUUGCCUCUUUACUCCAAUUGUCGAAGACAUAAAGAGCGCAGUGUCAUCAGAGGAAUUGUUAUACGCACUUACAACGUGCCAUUCAGUCGGCUCGCUUCAAGGUCGUCUUGUAGGAAAUGAAGUAGAGGUGCGUAUGUUUACAGCUACGCGCUGGGAAUUGGUCGAGAAAGAAGGUGUUCAACCGUUUGUACGGUCUAACAUGGACUCCGCACUUCAACUAGAAUAUAUCAAACGCUAUGACUUUGACCAUCAUCGCAUGUCUAUGAGUGUUGUAGUACGAAACCGCAAGAAUGGCAAGUAUUAUGUCUUCUGCAAGGGUUCGUACGAACGGAUGCAACAGUUAAGUGCUCAAAGCAGCAUCCCUGCCGAUUACAAGAGCGUAGCCGACCGUCUUGCGAAAGAUGGAUGUUACGUACUAGGCUUAUCGUACCGCGAGCUGCCGAAUGAUUGGACACGCGAGCAAGUAGUUGAGUUUGCUAAUAACCGCGAAGCUGUCGAUGAGGAUCUGUCACUUUUGGGUCUCAUCUUAUUUCGCAAUGAGCUCAAGGACGAUACCAAGAAUGCCAUUGUAAAGCUCAAGGCAGGUGAUAUACGUACUGUCAUGAUCACAGGCGAUAAUGCCAUGUGUGGCUGUUAUAUUGCACGUAAAAGUGGUAUGCUGUCGUCAAGUUCGCGUGUGCUUUUAGGUGAAAUGGUGUCAACAAUCGAGAAGGAAAAACUUAUAUGGCGCGAUGUUGACUCCGACCAAGAGUAUGACCUGCCUGCAGUUAAGAUGUUAAUUGAGCGGGGUGAGGAUGUCGAGCUGGCUGUCACGGGAAUGGCAUUUGACAAUUUGGUAUUAAGCGGCGAGAUCAGAAAAGUGUUACUUAACAUUCGCAUCUUCAGUCGCAUGACACCAGACGGAAAGGUGGAGUGUGUCAAAUUGCAUAUGGAGACAGGUGCAGUGACCGGUAUGUGUGGUGAUGGUGGCAACGACUGUGGCGCUUUGCGUUUCGCACAUGCAGGUGUAGCUUUGAGUGAUGCAGAGGCUUCAGUUGUGUCACCGUUCACGAGUAAAUCAAAAACAAUCGAGUCAGUUGUUGACUUGUGUCGUGAAGGUCGCUGUAGUGUCGCGACGUCAUUUGCGUCUGUCAAAUUUCUCAUUAUAUAUGGUCUAAUUGGCUCCGUGCUUCGAUUGUUCAUGUACUACCACGCCAUCAACUUGUCGCAAUGGUGUUGGAUUCUCAUCGAUGGUUUCAUGCUUGUUGGGUGUUCAUACGUCAUCACAUUGUCCAAGCCUUUGAACGAACUAAAGAAAACGCGUCCUACUUCGAGUCUGAUUGGACCUACGACUCUCUCUUCUAUUCUGGGACAAGAGAUUAUUAACACAAUUUUUUUAAGCUGUGGCAUCCUCAUGCUGACGUCUCAAACUUGGUACUGUCCGUUCUCACCAGAUAAUGUGGAUGUUGCCAAAUGGUGGCUCAUGUCGGACAAUCACUUAUCCACAACUCUAUUUUUUGCUGUAAUCUUUCAACAGCACAUUGCGGCUUGGGUCUUCAGUUUUGGUUCGACAUAUCGCCAACCGAUCUGGAAAAAUAAACUGCUAAUGGCAUUUUUCACAGUAGCUGAAGCAUUUACUCUUUACUUGCUUCUCGGAGAGCCUAGUAUUGUCACUGACCGCUUUCGUAUCUCAAGCGGUACUAAUGUCGUCGGACUUCCAGAUAUUCCGAUGCCCAUGAGUUUUCGCGUCAAGUUACUCGCGCUGCUCUUUGGUAAUGUAGUUACCUGCAUUUUGUUUGAGUACGUCGUCGUUCUUGGCCCUGUGCGGACUUAUUUUCGCAAUAAGUAUCACAAAGACGUGAUUCCAAUGAAGAAAUAG